AGGCAACAUGCACGCGGUAUGCUGGGAUCAUAUUAUCCGAAGAUGCUCGACCGUUCACCAAACGUUUUAAUAGCGAGCACUCGUUUGAACAUCACGGUUUGUAGCUGCUGCAUGCGCCGUCGGAGGGAUUGAUAACGCAGACCAUCUUAAAACGAGUCUCGCUGAAUAAUCUGUCAGUGUACCGUGUCUGCAAACGCAAUAUUGGCUGGGGAGUCAUUUUGGGAACGGAGUGAACCUAUCUUCAAGCUUAAAUUGAGCUUGGAUCGAGGAUUGCACUGGCUUUCGACUAUACGGGAAGGGCUACGGAUGGACGUUGAGCCGUGAGUUAAAUAAGGCUUUUAUUUUUCUGUCGUCGAGGCUUUAUCUCUAGCCCCCACAUCCAAACAAAUUCCCCCGCACGCACCGACCGCUAUUCAUUCUCACUCUUCGCGUGCCCGGCGGGAUGCGGAUGCACGUCAAGGAGCUGUCCAAGCUGUUGUGGUGCUGAUGCGGCUCUGAGCGAACGCGAGCAUGGCUGCUGGGAAGUUGCUGCUCUACGCUGGUCUGUCUCUCUCCCUCUGCGCGCUCGGGAUGCUGGCCGUGGCUAUCUGCUCCGACCACUGGUACGAGACGGACGCCCGGAGGUAUCGUGAGAGAUGCCGGAGUUUCUCCAGUCGCCGAAAGGACCCGGGCUUUAUUUACAUCCCCAACAACAGCCUCCCUCUGCGGGCGAGCCGCUCUCGCCUGGACCACUGGGAGGAGAAGCUGCUGCUGGCGCGGAACAGACGGCAGCUCUUCGCCAUGAGCGCCGCCGACGAGUGCAGCAGGCAAUACAACUCCACCAAUAUGGGACUGUGGAGCAAAUGCCAUCGCCUUGGAUUUGAUCAGGAUAUCGAGGAUCUUAUUCGAAAAGGUUCUAUUGCAAGAUGCUCCUACAUCAAGUACCACUACUCCUCAGCCGCAAUACCCAAGAACCUCUCGUACAACAUCACCAAGACCAUUCGCCAGGAUGAGUGGCACUCUUUGCAUCUGCGGAGAAUGACCGCAGGAUUCAUGGGAAUGGCCGUGGCCAUCAUCCUGUUCGGCUGGAUCAUUGGAAUGCUGGGAUGCUGUUGGGACCGCGGGCUCAUGCAGUACGUGGCGGGACUGCUCUUCCUGAUGGGUGGCACAUUUUGCAUCAUUUCCUUGUGCACCUGCGUGGCAGGAAUCAACUUCGAGCUGUCCCGUUACCCGCGUUACAUAUACGGCCUCCCAGAUGACAUCAGUCACGGUUACGGCUGGUCGAUGUUCUGCGCUUGGGGAGGUUUGGGUCUGUCUCUCAUCGCUGGAUUCUUCUGUACACUGGCGCCCUCCGUGCAGCCGAUUCCUCGUUCCACAUGCCCCAAGUCCCGCCAGGAAAACGGGACCGUGUGUUAAGGGGCGGCCCCUGAAACCCCCAGGCCCUACAUGGA
Molecule: messenger RNA, 1430 nt
Organism: Triplophysa dalaica
Lineage: Eukaryota; Metazoa; Chordata; Actinopteri; Cypriniformes; Nemacheilidae
Gene: tmem178bb
Product: transmembrane protein 178Bb
Exons: 5
Coding region: 511-1395 (294 amino acids)
Cellular component (GO): membrane
Source: RefSeq, a predicted model, not a curated record